Messenger RNA from Jaminaea rosea, 1468 nucleotides. Its product is annotated as S-adenosyl-L-methionine-dependent methyltransferase. NCBI's taxonomy places the organism in Eukaryota, Fungi, Basidiomycota, Exobasidiomycetes, Microstromatales. The coding region runs from base 1 to 1362 and encodes 453 amino acids. Gene Ontology annotation, molecular function: O-methyltransferase activity. The record is from RefSeq and is a predicted model, not a curated record. The transcript is spliced from 4 exons.
AUGUCGCCCCCGACCAACGCCACUGAGUUCGCAGCUACUGAGGCUGUCCUCCAGCAAGCCCUCGCUGACUACAAGGCAGCCCUCGAGGUUGACAAGGUUCCGCCUCCCCACCUCAACGACUUCAAACCUGCCGUCUUGGAUGACCCCAACUUCGUUCCUUCUCCCGCCCUUGGUCAGGCCACGAUGACCCUCAUCAGCUCCCUCGGUAGGAUGACGCACAUGGUCCAGACUAGCGUGGAACGCUACCGUCUUCUUUCCUUAGAGCACUGGAUCAAUCGAUCCGUCGUGCUCGUCGACAAACAGAAGAUUCCUCAGCUCCUGAUCAAUGCUGGCGACAAGGGAAUGUCCGUCGAGGAGCUCGGACCCAAGGUCAAUGUGCACCCUGAGCGCCUCCUUGCCACGCUCCGCCUCCUUGCCAACGAAGACAUCUUCGUCGAGGUCAAGGAGGGUGUCUUUGCCCACAACAGGACUAGCAUGGCACUCGCCCAGGUAGAACUUUGCAGCGCAACCGUUGGUCACCUGGCUUUCCACUCGUACCUUGCCGCAGUCGAGAUGCCCCGAAAGUGGGCUGAUUCCGCAAAGCAAGGCAAGAUUGAGCCCGAUGUUACGCUGUGGUCGGAGCAAUUCGGGUACACGGGCAAGAUGACCUACUGGCAGUACCUCGAGAGUGCUGGACUGACCCAGAGGUUCGCCACGAUGAUGGGCUGCAUUCCCACAGGUAGCCUCGCUCAAGCCUUCGACUUCUCUGGUCUCCUCGGUAACGGCACCACCAUCGUUGAUAUCGGUGGCGGGCGCGGCACUACGCUCAUGGCCAUUCUUGACCGCUACCCUACACUCAAAGGGAUUGUGCUCGACAUGGCUCCCGUGCGUCAGGCCUUUGAUGACUAUUGGCGGGACAGCACUGUCGUCAAAGAAGGGCGCAUCACCUUCGAGGUGGGCAACUACUUUGAUGAGCAGCCCGAGAAGCGUCGCAACGAACAAGGCUAUCACUAUCUUGUUCGUUGCAUCUUGCAUGACCUACCCGACGACAAGGCUGUGACGGUCCUCCGCCGCAUUGCUGCGGCCAUGCAUUCUUCCUCCAAGCUGAUCGUCAUCGACGAAAUCAUGCAGCCUGCCCUUCCUCAGCCCGUUGGCACCAAGCCCCUUCCCUUGGAGACGCCUCCUGGACCUCUGCCUGCCUCGGGAGGGAUGGCCAAGACCUUCCGCAAUCUGCUCGAUCUCGAGAUGCACGCAAGCUUCAAUGCAAAGGAGAGGACGAAGAAGGACUUCGAGGCGCUCUAUGCUCAAGCUGGCUUGAAGCUGGUCAAGACUGCUCACUUCACCGCCUCGUACCCUUUGCAGGUGGUCGAGCUCGCCCUCUAGACGUGCAACGGGGGCCAGAAGGGUUACCCUCAGAAUGAGCUGACGGGCGUGAUCCAUACCUCUUUCCUCGCUCUCUUGGCUCAAUGAUACACGUCCUGCUUGUGCU